UCAAACGUGGGAAGCAUAAUUCUAAUACUUACUAGUUACUACAUACCCAUAUCUUGAGACAGAGAAUAACAAAGAAGAUUAUAUUAAUAUUCCCCCAUCACCUCUUUAUUAAUCUAAUUAAUUUCUUACACCCUUAAAAAUCUCUCAUCCUUCAAAACCUCUUCGUUUAAUUUGAUUGUAAUUCUCUGAAACAACAAAUAGAGCUUCUUUUGAUCAUUGAUUUUUUCUCAUAUUCAUCCAAAUUCUGUUCGUCUCCAUUGAUACAUUUUGUUGGGAGACUGCUGCUCGUCGCUAAGUUUUCAACAUGGCGAACGCAAAGUCAGGAAUGGCGGUAGAUGAUGAAUGCAAAUUGAAGUUUUUGGAGCUGAAAGCAAAGAGAAACCAUCGGUUUAUAGUGUUUAAGAUAGAGGAGAAGAUGCAACAAAUUAUGGUCGAGAAGAUAGGAACACCAAACGAAACUUAUGAAGAUUUCACCAAUUCAUUGCCUGACAAUGAGUGCCGUUAUGCUGUUUAUGAUUAUGAUUUCACUACAAUUGAAAAUUGUCAAAAGAGCAAGAUCUUCUUCAUUGCAUGGUCACCAGACACAUCAAGAGUGAGAAGUAAGAUGUUGUAUGCAAGCUCAAAGGACACAUUCAAGAGAGAGUUGGAUGGCUUUCAGGUUGAAUUACAAGCUACAGAUCCAAGCGAGAUGAGUUUUGACAUAAUUAAAGGGAGAGUUAACUAAUUGAGAUGCAAUUAAUUGUGAAUUAUGCUUACUGCAAUUUUUUUCAUUACAAAUUCUUUAUUCGAUUGCUCGUGUAGAUGUCACUGCUUCAAUGUUUAAACAUACAGAGGAGAUUGAAAGACUACAAAGCAACAGUUCAGUUUCUCUCCAAUGUUUUAUUUAUUUUUAUUUAUAUGAGGAUUUUAACAAUUUCAACGUUAUUAUUGUAUUUGUACUUUUGCUGUGUUCAUUAACCAUAGUUCUGUUUUUUGGUAUAUAAAUUCAAUUUUCAAUUUCAAUAAUGUAUUUUUUCAGUAUAGGUUAACCCGCUAAUGCUUUAGACAAUUUUUCUUCAUCUCGUUCAAUAGGAUAAGAAUAACAAAUAAU
Molecule: messenger RNA, 1090 nt
Organism: Chenopodium quinoa (quinoa)
Lineage: Eukaryota; Viridiplantae; Streptophyta; Magnoliopsida; Caryophyllales; Amaranthaceae
Product: actin-depolymerizing factor 10
Exons: 3
Coding region: 305-724 (139 amino acids)
Biological process (GO): actin filament depolymerization
Cellular component (GO): cytoplasm; actin cytoskeleton
Molecular function (GO): actin filament binding
Source: RefSeq, a predicted model, not a curated record